Molecule: messenger RNA, 834 nt
Organism: Anthonomus grandis grandis
Lineage: Eukaryota; Metazoa; Arthropoda; Insecta; Coleoptera; Curculionidae
Product: keratinocyte-associated protein 2-like
Exons: 4
Coding region: 156-557 (133 amino acids)
Source: RefSeq, a predicted model, not a curated record
GUCCAAGGAAUGUUGGCGACACUGGUCCAACUGUCAUAUAACGACGUAUAGAUUUGGUGAUGUUUACGUUUUCUAAAAUAGUAUUCAAUUAAAAUUUUUAAAACGUUUUGGAGAAAGCCGGCCGAAAAACUAUAAAUUAUAUAGUUACAAGGACAAUGGUUGCUUCUACAAAAUCAUCACUUAUAAUGGCAAGCCUUUGUUGCUUGGUGUUAUUAUCUUCUAUACAUACUUGGAAAUCUCUUCUCGCCUCUACUAGUCAUCACACCCUACUUGGAGGACUGCUAGGAUCUCUACUCUUCACCUUUACUUUAACUGUGAUAGGAAAUUUGGAAUCUUUGUAUUUUGGAAAGUAUUAUACUAUGGGGAUCUUUCCAGAAAUAUUGUUAGCUUUAUUACUAGCAGUAUCUGCUGCCACAAGUAUUCAUAGAGUAGCUGGUACAUCUUGCUUCCUACUAUCCAUGUUGGCACUAUAUUACAUUAAUGAUUACUCUCAGAAAUACUAUGAGGCACCUACCGUCCAAGUUGUCUUAACUACUAAGAAAAAAAAGAACUUAUGAAACCGUAGAAAAAGGAGUGUCUCCCUUCAAUCCCAGUCAGAUUGAGGUUUGAUAAAUAUCAACUUUCCAUUAAUUGUUUAUAUAAAAAUUUUGAAUCACAUAUUCAUAUGAAAUAUAUAUAGUAUUCAAUAUACAUAUAAAGUAACCAUUUGUGAAUCUCCAUAAUGUUAUGUUGCCCAGUAAGAUUUUAUACUUUUAUAUAUAUUUUGGUUUAAUUAUUGUGUUUUUUCUUUGAAUAUUUCAGAAGUAUAUUUAUUUAUAAUUAUAUAUUUUGAAA